AUGAACCCAGUCCUGAAUUCCGAUACGCCUCCACCCCCACCGCCAAAGCCCACCAGCCACGAGGCGAGUCGCCGGGGGACACCGCAGCUCAACCCUUCGCUCCCAGGAACGCCGCAGUCCCUCCACGAACGGCCCUACCGAGCAGACAUGACCAUGCAUCGCUACCCACCGGCCGCAACCCUAAAUCCCACUGGAACGUCUCUCCCGCGACCCCCGACCGUUGAAGAGGGUUGGUUACCCGAGAACGUGAAGGAGAAAUCAACCGUAGACCUCCAAACGAUCCUCAAAGACCCGAAUCUAAUCUCAGCGCUAGCGAGUCGACACCCAUCCCACGCCGCCCAUCAAGAGUACCUCCAGUCACUACUAAAGUAUAACAAGGACCUGGCGAGCCAUUUACUCGAGCUUCAGGGGCGGGUUACGGAACUGCGCGGGUCGACGGAGACGCUUCUAUUAACGCACCAAUCGCUGGAGGUAUCGUGGCGGAAGAAACAGACAGAUAUGGACGCCGCGCUGGCGCCGUGGUCGCCCAAGGCGUUGUACCAGCGGCUUGCGGCGUCGAUUUCGGAGCAGGAGGCGGUUUGUCAUGCCGUGGAGGAGAGCUUCUUGGAGGAAGAGCAUCAUCAUCACGGACGGGCAACGGAGAAGGAGGUUGCGGAUUGGAUUCGCCGGGUGCGAGCGGAAGGGGCUAAGUUGGAGGCGAGACGCGAGGCGAAGGCGCGGUGGGAUGAGGGGAGAGUGGGUGGGUGGAGGUGA
Molecule: messenger RNA, 753 nt
Organism: Aspergillus pseudotamarii
Lineage: Eukaryota; Fungi; Ascomycota; Eurotiomycetes; Eurotiales; Aspergillaceae
Product: vacuolar protein sorting family 37 protein
Exons: 2
Coding region: 1-753 (250 amino acids)
Biological process (GO): protein targeting to membrane; protein targeting to vacuole; ubiquitin-dependent protein catabolic process via the multivesicular body sorting pathway
Cellular component (GO): ESCRT I complex
Source: RefSeq, a predicted model, not a curated record